Fusarium musae is the source of this 1992-nucleotide messenger RNA. RefSeq lists its product as uncharacterized. The transcript has 2 exons. The coding region runs from base 1 to 1992 and encodes 663 amino acids. NCBI's taxonomy places the organism in Eukaryota, Fungi, Ascomycota, Sordariomycetes, Hypocreales, Nectriaceae. The record is from RefSeq and is a predicted model, not a curated record.
AUGUCGGAUCACGUCGAUCCGAUCAGUGAUGCCCUCGCCGACUUCUUCGUCAACUUCGACAAAAGGUCCAAUGCUGAACGCGGUCAACCAACCGCUCAAUUUGGCCACCUCAAGAUCCCCCCGUACCGCCUCGAGACUAGUAUCCCAGAACUCAUCCGGCAAAUGUUUUCAGAGGAGGAACCUCUCUUGUUCGUCGUUCCAGACAUGGAGCAUGAGGUUGGGCUAGGUCUUCAAUUCCCGGAUGACGCCAGUAUCAAGGUUACGACAUAUGGUAACCUUUUGAAGGAUAUCCACAGCAACUUCGACCUUGGAAACAACGAGCACGCUCCGACAAACUGGCGAGUAGGUAAUAAAUCGGUGGGGUGGAGCAGUGACCGGCUGCCGCUCAAGAUUGUCAUCAUCUUUCAGAUCGACCCCAACAUUCCAGCGGAUUGCGCGAUAUCACUGGCAGGAAUCGUUCAGUGGUCACUAGCACAGUCUUCUCUGCCACGCUACGUUAUUCGCUUAGUGACCCUGUCAGCUGAAGAGGACUGCGACCUUCUCGAGAGACUCUUGGAUGAAUCCAAACUCCAAUGCCGCUUCACCGACCUCGACCUGGCUCAAUACGGCGAGCACGAACCCACGCUUAACUGCACUGUCAUCAAUGCAAAGGAUGUGGACACCCAAGUGUCAGAUAUACUCACUCGAGUCAGAGCACACCCGGACAAGUCUCGGCUAGUUCUGUGCUUUGAUAUGGCCUUUUACAGAGCUUUGAAUGCUAAGCAGGAUCCUGAGGACGACCACAGUCGGCUCGACUGUGGACGAUAUUGGGCCUAUGAUCGAUGGCCUGGAUGCCCAAAGACUCUUGUGAUGUUGUUCUCGCCCGAUGCUGCUAUUCUGCCACUCCCCAUUCGAUGUUUCGAAGAGAUACAUAUCAUCGUUGGCUACAGCACUACGAAACACAUCUGGGACCAUGAACUUUGCCAGAUGAUCAGCUGUGAUUAUCCUCUAUCAUUAGAAGAACGCCGUCGACAACUUUGGUGGGCUUGGCAGGGAAACGAGCAAUCUAUUUUCAUGCAUAUCGAUGAUGGCCUCACCCCGUCUGGCUUCAUCGAACAGAGCUAUGAUGCGGUUCGCUUCGUUGAAGCACAUCAGCUUGGUGGCUUUAUUGCUGCCGUGGCCAAUCUUCCAUGGUUCCCCAGAAAUCGCGACGGCAUCAUCAGAAUCUUUGCCACCAACCCUCUCGUGGUGCGAGAGACGAAGGACAGAUUGAUCACACAACGGGUGAUCAAGUCCCGGGGCAACGGUAUGCCUGAAAGUCAAGCCGAGAUAUUUAUUGAAGCAUUACCGCUGCUAAAUUACGACUAUCGUCUGUCUCUGUUGGUAGCUACCGAAGCCUCUCCAAGGGUUGACCGCGUCAAGGCGCAGCUGGCGGCAAUGCUCACCACCAAGCUUGAGCACAUAGCCAUGUUGGACAGUAUUCCCAGAGUGCCAGAACACGUAUUGAAGGAGUGCCGUGGUUUUGGUCGAUCAUUGGCAGCGCAAGGUUCACUGUGGCUGUUUCUAGGCUUGUUCAAAAACCGGAAGCAACACAUCCAGGAACAUGGCGAGUAUAUGUCUCGAUACGACAACCUCCAUGGAAUCAUAUCAGUUAAUGAGUCAGUGGGUAAAAGAAUGGAGGAGGUCUUUGGCGAGCUGGCCCGUCUGGCAAAUAGACGUGGGCGAGACAUCAACCCCUGGCUUUCUCUCCUGGCCGAGACUGAGGAGAUGACCCCGGACGAGCAGCGCGAGCUUCAUGGCCAUUUAUUCAGAGCAUACAUGUACCAAGCCACUGUGUUUCACGAGAAAUCAACCGGCGAUUCAAGCCAAAGUGACACUUCCAUGAUGUGCACUUUAUCCGGUGGGCAUAGAUGUGUGCUUGACCCUCCUGACAUCUCACCAACAAAUCUUGUGGAUAUGCUUAGUCUGCUUCGGAGUAGUGGGGACAAGGCGAUAAUUGGUAUUUCUCAUUAA